Molecule: messenger RNA, 2982 nt
Organism: Hemisphaericaspora subhashii
Lineage: Eukaryota; Fungi; Ascomycota; Pichiomycetes; Serinales; Debaryomycetaceae
Product: HEM12
Exons: 3
Coding region: 1-2982 (993 amino acids)
Biological process (GO): heme biosynthetic process
Cellular component (GO): cytosol
Molecular function (GO): uroporphyrinogen decarboxylase activity
Source: RefSeq, a predicted model, not a curated record
AUGACUGAAUUCGCUCCAUUGAAGAAUGAUUUAAUACUUAGGGCAGCUAAGGGUGAGAAGGUCGAAAGACCACCAAUUUGGAUCAUGAGACAAGCAGGUCGUUACUUGCCCGAAUAUCAUGUAGUUAAAGCAGGGAAAGAUUUUUUUGAAACCUGUCGUGACCCAGAAAUUGCAUCUGAAAUUACAAUCCAACCAAUUGAUCAUUUUGAUGGAUUAAUUGAUGCCGCAAUUAUCUUUAGUGAUAUUUUAGUUAUUCCUCAAGCCAUGGGAUUUGAAAUCGAUAUGGUUGAAGGUAAGGGUCCAGUUUUCGCUUCCCCAUUAAGAUCCCCAGACGAUUUAGCUAGAGUUGAUUUAAAGCCAGAUGUUAAGUCUAAGUUGGAUUGGGCUUAUAAAGCCAUUACCUUAGCUAGAACAAAAUUAAAUGGAAGAGUUCCACUUUUAGGUUUUGUUGGUGCUCCAUGGACUUUACUAGUAUACAUGACUGAAGGUCAAGGAUCAAAGAUGUUUAGAUUUGCCAAGGAAUGGAUUUUCAAAUACCCAGAAGCAUCUCAUAAGCUUCUUCAAGCCACUUGUGAUGCAUGUAUUGAAUUUUUAGCAUUACAAGUUGUUGCCGGUGCACAAAUGUUACAAAUUUUUGAAUCUUGGGCUAGUGAACUUGGACCUGAUGAUUUCAAUGAAUUCUCAUUACCAUAUUUAAAGCAAAUUGGUGAAAAAUUACCCAAGAGACUUAAAGAAUUGGGAGUUGAGGAAUACAUUCCAUUAACUGUUUUUGCUAAAGGUGCUUGGUACGCCUUAGAUGAUUUAUGUGAAGCCGGAUAUGAUACCGUUUCUCUUGAUUGGUUAUAUAAACCAGAAGAUGCAGUUAAAGUAGUCAAUGGUAGAAGAAUUACUUUACAAGGUAAUUUAGAUCCUGGAGCAAUCUAUGGAUCAGAUGAAGUUAUUACCAAAAAGGUUGAACAAAUGAUUAAAGGUUUUGGUGGAGGAAAACAAAAUUAUAUUAUUAAUUUUGGUCAUGGAACUCAUCCAUUUAUGAAACCUGAAAGAAUUGAAUAUUUCUUAAAAGAAUGUCAUAGAGUUGCAUUUGAUUUCUUUACUGUCAUGACUCAUCAAUCCGCAACUAAAGGAAGCAAGAUGUCAGAGAACAUAGUUAACAACGAUGAGCUAUACAUAUACGACGUAUCCAAGAGAGUACUUGAAUCGUUGGAAUUACUUUACUUUGACUCCAAAACCUUAGAAACCAAACCAGUAGUUGAAAGCUCAGAAGAGGCAAACUUGGACAACAAUCCCAUAGUCAAGAAUGAAUCAAAUAGGGAUGCUGAGUACUACAAGUCAGACUUACAUCGAUAUAACUUAAAAAGAUCACUUCAGGAUUUACCGCCUAUUACUGCUGAUGAGUUUGAUAAGUUAAUUGAACAGGAAUCCAUCGAAAGUUUAUCAGGUUCCGAUUCAGAAUUAAGUGAAGUCGAAGAGGAAGACGAAGGUUCACAGGAAGAAGAAAUCGAUUCAAGCUCCGAUGCGUAUGAACAGAGGCUUCAAAGUUUGAUAAAGAAAUUAGCAAUAUCUAACGGGGAUUCUCAAGAAAAUGACGAGUCUACUGUUAGUUUCCUAAAUACAAAAUCUCCCUUCAUCUUAUUUAAAUCCUCCAUUUUAAAUCCAGAUAAGACAUUCGGAAUAUACAAAUCCAUGUUUACCGACCACCAAUUAGUCAAUUCUAACCCCCUUGAAGAGCUUAAAUUAUUCACUCAGAAACAAUCUCAAAAAUCCGCUCUUUUCAUGAUUGGAGGUGGGCAUUUCGCUGGAGCGAUUAUAUCGCAUACACGUAAACUGACAAAAGGCAACGCUCCAAACUCCAAAGGAUCACUUCAAGAGCAAGCCGUGAACAUCAUAGUCUCAAAAACGUUUCAUAGAUAUACCACCAGAAGAAAGCAGGGUGGUUCACAAAGUGCUAGUGAUAACGCCAGAGGCAAAGCCAAUUCUGCUGGGUCAAGUAUUAGAAGAUAUAAUGAACAAGCAUUGAUUCAGGAAGUGAGGGAAUUGCUUGCAGAAUGGAAACAUCAUUUGAAUGAAUGUGAUUCGAUUUUCAUUCGUGCCAAUGGUGCUGCUAAUAAGAAGAUCUUAGUUGGAUAUGAGGGUGCAGUAUUGGCGAAUAAUGAUCCUAGAAUUAGGAGUUUUCCAUUCACUACCAAACGUGCCACAACUUCGGAAUUGAGACGUGCUUGGGUUGAGCUCACAUAUUUGAAAGUCUUAGAUAUGCCAAAAGUGAUCCAACGAAAAUCAGCUACUCCAAUUAAAGAAUCGAGCCCCAAACCGAAAGAAAUCAAAUCCAAAGAACAAAUCAAGCUGGAAGAACUCUCUACCGAAUUAGUCAGUUUAUUGAAGAAACAAAAGGCACCCAAGUUAAUAAGUUUCAUAAAACAAAAUAAAAUCGAUAUAAACGAUUUCCAACUAGUUCCUAAAGAAAGAUAUACACACACUCCAACAUUAUUGCAUUUCGCUUCAGCAAAUGGUUUAAACCAUAUGGUUCAAAUUUUGUUAAUUAACCUAAAAGCAAACCCAACAGUACUCAAUAAUGCAGGCAGAACGGCGGCAGAAGUAGCAGCCAUGGGGGAAUCAGACACUAAGAAAGUAUUCCAAAUUGUCAGACAUAAAUUAGGAGAAGAUUAUUGUGAUUGGAAGGUCGCAAAGGUCGGACCUGCCAAAUCCAAAGAAGAAAUAGAACAAGAAGAGAAAAAUUCAAAAGAGCAGAUAAAGUUGCAAAAGCAAAAGUUGAUUCAAGAAGAAUUGGCCAAAAAGACAGAAUUGGAAUUGAAAAAACCAAGAUUUUCCUCUCUGGGUACAUUAGGAGGAGGAGGAGGAGGAGGAGGAGCUGUUCCUGUUGUUGUUAGUGAUCUUAGUGGAUUAAGUGAACAGCAAAAAAUGAGAAUGAUGAGAGAACAACGUGCAAGAGCAGCGGAAGCGAGAUUAAAAGGUCUUCAAAAGUAA